This is a messenger RNA of Dioscorea cayenensis subsp. rotundata (Guinea yam), 1819 nucleotides long. RefSeq names its product probable serine/threonine-protein kinase sky1. Gene Ontology annotation, molecular function: protein kinase activity; ATP binding. NCBI's taxonomy places the organism in Eukaryota, Viridiplantae, Streptophyta, Magnoliopsida, Dioscoreales, Dioscoreaceae. The record is from RefSeq and is a predicted model, not a curated record. The transcript is spliced from 4 exons. Bases 155 to 1498 code for a protein of 447 amino acids. Gene Ontology annotation, biological process: regulation of mRNA processing; spliceosomal complex assembly; protein phosphorylation.
CUCCAUCUCCCUCUAUUUUGAGUGUGAUGCCUUUCUCCAUUCAAUUAAAACCAUCAUCGCUCUCUUAUCUUUUUCCGAUGUGGGACUAAAAACACAAUCCCCCACAAAAAGAAAAAGCAAAGCGGAAGAGGGAAGGAAGAGAUCCACAGAAGCCAUGUCUUGCUCUUCGUCGUCGGGAGAAGAGGAUGAGAGCAUCGAUGAGUACCGCAAGGGUGGCUACCAUGCUGUUCGUGUCGGGGACCAGUUCGCCGGCGGCCGCUACGUUGCCCAGCGGAAGCUCGGUUGGGGCCAGUUCUCCACUGUCUGGCUCGCUUACGACACACGCGACUCUAUUAUCUACUCUUUUCAGCGAUUUGUUGCUCUGAAAAUUCAGAAAAGUGCAAAGCAGUUUGCUGAAGCUGCACUUCAUGAGAUUGAAAUUCUUUCGGCCGUUGCCAAUGGAGACCAUCUGAAUUCAAAAUGCAUUAUUCGACUACUCAAUCACUUUAAGCAUGUUGGCCCAAACGGGCAGCAUCUAUGCCUUGUUGAAGAAUUCCUUGGAGAUAGCUUGCUGGGGCUAAUUCGUUACAACCGUUAUAGAGGCAUAGGAUUUAACAGGCUCAGAGAUAUCUGCAGAUCAUUAUUACUGGGUCUUGAUUACUUGCACAGGGAACUUGGAAUUAUUCAUACAGAUUUGAAACCAGAAAACAUUCUUCUGGUCUCAACAAUUGAUCCUGCAAAGGACCCUGUACGAUCUGGGUAUGCCCCAAUACUUGAGAGGCCUGAGGUAAACUCAAACGGUGUGUUUGUUGUCAAUAUAAAUGAGAAAAACCUUAAGAAGAAAGCAAGGAGAGCAGUAGCCAAGAUCUCUGUGAGAAGAGCAUCGAUGGGAGGAACUUUUGAGGUUCCAAGGAAACUAGACGGGAUUGAUAUGAGUUGCAAGAUUGUGGAUUUUGGAAAUGCUUGUUGGGUGGAUAAAAAAUUUACUGAUGAUAUACAGACAAGACAAUAUAGAGCUCCUGAGGUUAUUCUCGGUGUGAGCUAUUCUUUUCCUGUUGAUAUGUGGUCAUUUGCGUGCAUUGCUUUUGAGUUGGCUACCGGUGAGAUGCUCUUCACUCCCAAAGCUGGUCAAGGUUUUAGCGAAGAUGAGGAUCACUUGGCUCUCAUGAUGGAAUUACUUGGAAAAAUGCCCCGGAAGAUUGCUAUUAGUGGAUCUCGAUCCAAGGAUUACUUUGACCGCUAUGGAGAUUUAAAACGGAUCCGUAGGCUCAAACACAGGCCACUCGAUCGUCUUCUAGUCGAGAAAUUCAAAUUCUCUGAUUCUGAUGCUUGUGAGUUUGCGAAUUUCCUCCGACCUCUUCUCGAUUUCGCUCCAGAAAAGCGGCCGACUGCACAACAAUACCUGCAACACCCUUGGCUCAAGGGAAAAGAAUUGAACUCCUUCGAAGAGAAGAAACCAAUGGCUGUCGAGAAGCUGGAGAGAGGAAUGAGUAAACUGCAAGUUCAAGUUGGUAGGUGAUGAUACAAUUUUGAUUCCACUGAUACCAAUAAUAUCUUUUUAUCAACUUCAACUUUAUACUAGUGAGUUUGCUGAUGGAUUUCUUGCUCAAAUGACCAUCUUUCCGACAUUUUUGGGACUUUUUAUUCGAAAUAUCACAUGAAAGAGGAGCAUUUCAAGUGAUAUUUUCUGAAAGGAAGUUUAGGGUGCAAGAAAGUGUUGAUCUUUACUGAAACAUUUUGUGCUGUGUGAGGUGUGUACAGUAUAUAUGACUUUGUUUGUGUGUUGAAUGACAUUAACAAAACUCAAUCAAGCUAAUAAUAACAAUGAUUUUGAGUGCUA